This is a messenger RNA of Fusarium keratoplasticum, 507 nucleotides long. RefSeq lists its product as uncharacterized. Gene Ontology annotation, molecular function: RNA binding. The record is from RefSeq and is a predicted model, not a curated record. Gene Ontology annotation, cellular component: nucleolar ribonuclease P complex; ribonuclease MRP complex. Bases 1 to 507 code for a protein of 168 amino acids. Gene Ontology annotation, biological process: nuclear-transcribed mRNA catabolic process, RNase MRP-dependent; intronic box C/D snoRNA processing; tRNA 5'-leader removal. Lineage: Eukaryota; Fungi; Ascomycota; Sordariomycetes; Hypocreales; Nectriaceae. The transcript is spliced from 2 exons.
AUGGCAUCAAAAGAGACUAGCAAGGCUUCGAAGAAGACGUAUGGGACUUUGGAAAAGCUACCUUCUAUCACAACGGGUGCCCGUGUCGAGAAACGCCCCCUUACCAGGCGUCAACCACCAGCAUCAUCCAAAUCCCGUAUCAUCUACGUGUCUUCAAAAACGCCCUUCAUGUCCGUUGUCAAGCGUGCCCGCAAGCAACUCGACGCUUCUCUACGGACUGCCAACGCGGCCCCCAAGCACGCGUCGGUACACUCCCGUAUUGAGGCUCUUAAGCGCGCCGGCGGGUCUGAUGCCGACAGUGCCGAAGUAAAAGUCAUGGGCACGGGACGAGCGGUCGAGAAGACCCUCGCCGUCGCCAGCUGGUUUGAACAGGAGGGCGACUGUGAGGUUGAGAUCAGGACCGGAACGGUUGGAGCCGUGGACGACGUGGUGGUGGAGGGGGAUGAAGAGGACGAGAGCCGCUUGAGGAAGCUAAGCUAUCUCGAGGUCUCGAUUAAACUCAAGUGA